GCAGAGUAAUGUAAGUCACAUUAACCUGUGAGAGACUGAUCAGGUACUCUUCUGCAGUGGGUUCAUCUACAAGCAAUAAGAGAGCUGCUAAAGGUCUCUAGAUGGUGAUGAAGAUGACCACUAAUGCUUUCAAUCAAAUUAAUACAACCUCUGCACCUGAUGGAAAUGGCUCUGUGGAUAUUGACAAUUUUGCUGAACUGAAACAUUCUCUCAGUAUCAUGUGUCUUGUUUUUCUCUCCCUGAUCUUUGUCCUUGGUGUGCUCGGGAAUGGAGUGGUUAUCUGGGUGACCGGGUUCAAGAUGAAGAAAACAGUUAACACAGUUUGGUACCUCAACCUUGCUGUGGCUGACUUCCUUUUUGCUGCAUAUCUCCCCCUGACUGUGACAUACAAGGCCUUAGGGAUGCACUGGCCUUUUGGCAAUGUCGUGUGCAAGCUGAACAUCACUGCACUCUUUCUGCACAUGUUUGCCAGUGUCUACAUUCUGGUGGUGAUCAGUGUGGACAGAUGUGUGUCUGUGGUGUGGCCCGUCUGGGCUCAGAACCACCGAAAUGUACGCAAGGCAUCCUGUGUAAGUGCGGGUGUUUGGAUACUGGCUUUAACUCUCAGUGCUCCAUAUUUUUUCUUCGUGAACACAUGGAAAGUGUCUGAGACUGAAGGAAAAAUCAUCUGCGUUAAAAGCUACACUAUUAAAACACCAUCCGUAAAUCAGCCAGAAAAGUUUCAAUAUCAGAUUAUCAUCAUCACCCGCUUCCUCCUGCUUUUUGCAGUGCCCUUCACUGUCAUUGUCCACUGCUAUGCUGUCAUAAUCCAUCGUCUCAGAAGAAAUCGCACCCUGGCCAGCCAAUCACGUCGUCCUUUUAAGAUCAUUGCUGCUAUUAUCAUCACCUUUUUUCUGUGCUGGGUUCCCUUUCACAUCAUGAGUCUAAUUGAGCUGGUGAAUUUCACAUUUCCUAAUAUAACAUUACAGUUUAUCAUUGAUAUUGGGAUGCCUUUUGCGACAAAUUUGGCCUUUCUCAAUAGCUGUCUGAAUCCACUGCUAUAUGUAUUCAUGGGCCAAGAUUUUAAGAAAGAAAUCCACCAACCCGUCCUGAAUUGGGUGAAGACUGCUUUCCAGGAAGAGGAGACACGCUCUCAACCUGACAUGAAGUCAGUGAACACCAGCCAGAACAAAGAGAAGUCAGAUUUAAAUACUGAGGUGUAA
Messenger RNA from Archocentrus centrarchus (flier cichlid), 1202 nucleotides. Its product is annotated as chemokine-like receptor 1. Gene Ontology annotation, molecular function: G protein-coupled receptor activity; complement receptor activity. NCBI's taxonomy places the organism in Eukaryota, Metazoa, Chordata, Actinopteri, Cichliformes, Cichlidae. The transcript is spliced from 2 exons. The record is from RefSeq and is a predicted model, not a curated record. Gene Ontology annotation, cellular component: plasma membrane. Gene Ontology annotation, biological process: complement receptor mediated signaling pathway; inflammatory response; positive regulation of cytosolic calcium ion concentration. The coding region runs from base 102 to 1202 and encodes 366 amino acids.